UAUUUUCUGCUUAUUUAGUCUUCGUUAUGCAGCUUGGCUCUGCCAUGUCUGUGCUGGUUCAGCCCGGGCCAAGAAUGCUAUGAAUAUUAUGCGCACAAAAGUCGUAGAUGCGGUACCAACUCGAUUAUAAUGAUUAUUGCUGUUGCUGAAAUUAAUAGUGCCGACUUGAUUUUUGAUUAUUUUUUUGGUGGCUUAAAAAUGGUUCAAAACUAGACCGUUUAGGAAGAUCCACGAGGCAAUUCCUAACGGCGUACAAUGAGCCACGUCAUCUCCCGCCGUGAACCGAAACGCAAUCACGAAACUAACCCCAACUCCCUAAGACCCUUCCCCGACACAAUCCCGGUCAUGUCCUGAGGAUAAUGUGAUUGGGUUUUCAAAAAUGGCCCCGCAAAAAAGAAGAACGGCGUUUCCUAAGGUACUUAUUGAGAGUGAUACGGACUCUGAACAAAGCUCUUCAGAGGAAGAAGAAGAAGAGCAAGAAGUAGACCCACCAUCAGAAGAAGAAAAUGAAAAUAAAGAUAAAAUUGAAGAUUCUAAUGAUGCCAAAAAGAAAGGCAAAGCAACCAUUACUAUCAGUCUCAAGAAAGUCUGCAAAGUGUGUAAGAAGGCGGGUCACGAGGCGGGGUUUAAGGGGGCUACCUAUAUUGAUUGCCCAAUGAAACCUUGCUUUCUUUGCAAAAUGCCCGGUCAUACUACAAUGACAUGUCCACAUAGGGUAACUACAGAGCAUGGGGUCAUCCCAGCACCCCAUAAAAAUAUCCAGAACCCAGUGGAAUUUAUAUUUGAGCGCCAACUUAGACCUGGGAUUACUUCGAUCAAGCCACCAUAUGUGAUCCCAGAUCAAGUCAAUUGUGCAGCUAUCAGAUACCACAGUAGAAGGGUAACAUGUUUGGAGUUCCAUCCCACAAACAAUCACAUCCUUUUGUCAGGAGAUAAGAAAGGACAACUUGGAGUCUGGGAUUUUGCUAAAGUGCAUGAAAAGACAGUUUAUGGAAACAUACACUCUUGUAUACUCAAUAAUAUGAGGUUCAGUCCUGCAAAUGAUGGUACAAUAUAUGCUGCAUCCUCGGAUGGAACCAUCAGUUGCACUGACUUGGAGACUGGAAUUUCAUCAUCUUUAAUUAAUCUUAAUCCUGAUGGUUGGCAGGGUCCAGCCAGUUGGAGGAUGCUUUAUGGCAUGGAUAUCAACUCAGAGAAAAGUGUUGUGCUUGUAGCUGAUAACUUUGGUUUCCUAUACUUGGUGGAUGCUCGCUCCAACAGCCAAACCGGAAAGGCAAUUAUGAUCCAUAAGAAAGGAAGCAAAGUAGUUGGUCUGCACUGUAAUCCUUUUCAACCAGAUCUUUUGUUGAGUUGUGGAAAUGAUCACUUUGCUCGUUUGUGGGAUAUGCGUCGAUUAGAAGCUGGAUCUUCUCUUUGUAACCUUGAGCAUAGACGUGUUGUGAACUCUGCCUAUUUCUCCCCAUUGUCUGGAUGCAAAAUUCUUACCACAUCUCAGGAUAAUCGUCUUCGUAUAUGGGACUCCAUCUUUGGUAAUUUGGACUCACCAAGUCGAGAAAUUGUACAUAGUCAUGAUUUCAAUCGACACUUGACUCCUUUCCGAGCUGAAUGGGAUCCUAAGGAUCCAUCAGAGUCUCUUGCAGUUAUUGGUCGCUACAUAAGUGAAAAUUAUAAUGGAACUGCCCUACAUCCCAUUGAUUUCAUAGAUAUAAACACAGGACAACUAGUAGCUGAGGUUAUGGAUCCAAACAUUACGACUAUUACUCCUGUGAACAAACUACAUCCGAGAGAUGAUGUCUUGGCAUCUGGUAGUUCAAGGUCUCUGUUUAUUUGGAGGCCGAAGGAGAAGUACGACGACGCAGAACGGUUAGAUAUGAGAAAGAUUGUUGUCUUUGGAGGAGAUGAGAAAAAGCACGGCAAGAAGUCUAGGGAUGAGUAUGAUGAUGAUGAUUCUGAUGAUGAAAAAUUCAACUUCAAAGGCAAGAAUGUGAAGGCCAAAAAAUCUAAAAAGGAAACAACCCCUUAUUGUCGAAAGGCAAAACGAUGAGUAAGAAACAUGAUCAUCCUAGAUCAUUUUUGUUUGUCUGUGGUAGACUGUCCUUUUUGUUUCGGUUUCAAAAGCUCCCAUCAGCUAAUCCUGUACAGGUCACAAACUUGCCUAGCAUCUUUUUCGCUCGAGCAAAUGCUCUCUUCUCAUCACUGGUAAACAGCUGAGGCAGGCAUUUAGCUUUGGAUUUCUUUAAAACAGUGUGUAUUAGAGGUUGUUAACAGUCGCAUGAUCUGUGUCGGACUUUUAGUUUUAAUAGUAAGGAUUUAAAUCUAGGCAACUUCAUAUAUAAAAAAUAUGUAUUUAUAUAUAUUUUUGAGACAUUUGAGACGUGUGAACCGUGAUAAGAUGUUGUGUGUGCCGUUUGUCAUAUCCCAUGGUAACCAUCAUGGCCUUCCUUUCAGGGUUCAACAAACAAGGGC
Messenger RNA from Durio zibethinus, 2466 nucleotides. RefSeq names its product damaged DNA binding 2 (gene DDB2). Gene Ontology annotation, biological process: DNA repair; response to UV. The record is from RefSeq and is a predicted model, not a curated record. NCBI's taxonomy places the organism in Eukaryota, Viridiplantae, Streptophyta, Magnoliopsida, Malvales, Malvaceae. Gene Ontology annotation, cellular component: Cul4-RING E3 ubiquitin ligase complex; nucleus. Gene Ontology annotation, molecular function: protein binding; damaged DNA binding.